AAAGGUGAAGGAGAGCAUCCACAACCAUGAGUGCCAUACAAGCGCCCAGGACUCUCGUGCGCAGUCAGCUUUGCAGAGAUGUAAGAAGAAGGAUAGGAAAGGUUCCCCAGCGGGCUUUCUCCUCAUCACAAUAUCUGGCGCAGCACCAAUCACCGACGCCGAAAUCUCCUCAAGAUGAACCAGGGACGACGCAUUUUGGAUUCCAGACGGUAGCAGAGGCAUUGAAGGAGCAGAAGGUCGCCGGCGUCUUCUCCUCCGUCGCCUCCUCUUACGACACCAUGAACGACUUCAUGUCCCUCGGCAUCCACCGCCUCUGGAAAGACCACUUCGUCCGCAACCUCAAUCCCGGCCGCAACCCGCUCACCUCUCCCCCUUCGUCUCCUUCAGAACCCCAAGGCUGGAACAUCCUCGACAUCGCCGGCGGAACAGGAGACAUCGCCUUCCGCAUGCUCGACCACGCCUCCACCAUCAACAACGACGCCCAUACCACCGUCACCGUCGCGGAUAUAAACCCGGAUAUGCUCGCCGAGGGAAGGAAGCGCUCACUCGCGACUCCGUACGCGCGGUCACCUCGUCUGAAAUUCAUCGAAGCGAACGCGGAGAAGUUGGAUAUGAUUCCGGAUUCCAGCGUCGACCUGUAUACUGUUGCGUUCGGCAUCCGGAACUUCACGCACAAGGACGUCGCGCUUCGGGAAGCGUACCGCGUGCUCAAACCCGGCGGUGUUUUUGCCUGUCUGGAGUUCUCGAAAGUGAACAACCCACUCUUCGAUGCGGUAUACAAGCGCUGGAGCUUCAGUGCUAUUCCGCUGAUUGGGCAAUUAGUCGCAGGGGAUCGGGAUAGCUACCAGUAUCUUGUGGAGAGUAUCGAGAGGUUCCCUAGUCAGGAAGAGUUUAGGGAUAUGAUUAAGGAGGCUGGGUUUUUGGUGCCAGGGCAGGGGUGGGAGGACCUGAGUCUGGGGAUCGCGGCGAUUCAUAAGGGAGUGAAACCUCUAAGAUGAGCGGAUUGGAGGGCGGUAUGACCUCGAGUGUAUAAUAUGUGUUGGAGGAGUAUAGAAUAUUGUACAUUUACAUUGGUGAUGUAGGUUGUAAGAUCAGGUGCGAAAAUAUCCGAUUGUACUUGAGUAUCACCUUCUU
Westerdykella ornata is the source of this 1134-nucleotide messenger RNA. RefSeq lists its product as uncharacterized. The record is from RefSeq and is a predicted model, not a curated record. The transcript is spliced from 2 exons. The coding region runs from base 27 to 998 and encodes 323 amino acids. NCBI's taxonomy places the organism in Eukaryota, Fungi, Ascomycota, Dothideomycetes, Pleosporales, Sporormiaceae. Gene Ontology annotation, molecular function: methyltransferase activity. Gene Ontology annotation, biological process: ubiquinone biosynthetic process.